Chelonus insularis is the source of this 6683-nucleotide messenger RNA. RefSeq names its product axotactin (gene axo). The record is from RefSeq and is a predicted model, not a curated record. The transcript is spliced from 24 exons. Bases 1 to 6063 code for a protein of 2020 amino acids. Lineage: Eukaryota; Metazoa; Arthropoda; Insecta; Hymenoptera; Braconidae. Gene Ontology annotation, molecular function: serine-type endopeptidase inhibitor activity.
AUGACAGUCCAAUCGAAGGGGAUCCUAGUGAUCCUGAGUUUAUUGAGUGUGAUUAUUGAAGUCCAAUCUAGUAUUACUGAUACAUCAGAUUUAGAUUUAUCUGAAGACACAGAAAUAGUCACCACAACCACUAGGCGUAUUUUACCUGAUCGUUGUUUAGUUAAAACAGAUUCAGGCCCAUGUAAACAUUAUAUUCACAAGUGGACCUUCAACAAAGCUGAAGGAAAAUGUAGGACCUUCGUUUACGGUGGUUGUUUGGGAAAUGAAAACAGAUUUAAUUCACAGCUCGAAUGUCUCCACUAUUGCAUUGGUGGACCCAACUAUACAUUAAAUGCAUACAUGGUCACUAAAGGAAGUGUUUUUGUCACCACAACUACUACUACAACGAGUACAACACCAACAACAACACUACGUACUCUUCCACCCACUUUAUUCCCUCCAGAACCAACCAGGCCUCCUGUACCCAAGUAUCAACGAGGAAAAGAAUUGACAUUUAUGGAGUCUGGAUAUGAAAAAACAUUUAUGUUUGCGGAAAGUAACACUUUUAUCCAACUUGAUGGAAGUGGAAUUAAAACCUUCCAAUUGCGAUUGUGUCGAGAAAUAUCGUUCCUAUUUCGUACCAAGUUACCUCAUGGUCUGCUCGUUUAUCACAGUGUAAAAGACCGCCCGGAGAGUUUAGACCCUUAUGCUCUUUACGUAAUCGUUGAGAAAGGUCAACUCAAGGUUGUUCAUGUCUUUGGGAAGUUCUCUACAAGUUUAACAGUUGGAGAAGGGCUUAAUAGAGAUGAGUGGCACAGCGUGUUGGUUCGUAUUGAUGUUCAUGGAGCCAAACUUAUUGCUCGAGUUAAUGAUAAACAGGAAGAAACAACUCUCGAGGUGUUGGAACGAGUUGUUAAUUAUGGAGUGUCAGAAGACUUGGCUUCAGUUGUGCUAAUUGGAGGAUUAAGCUCCGAGGAAAGAUUGCAUGGUGUCAAAUACAUUAUUGAAUCAUUUGUAGGUUGUAUUAAAGAUAUGGUAUUGAGUUCAGGAAAGUCAGCCAGCGAUUUAUUACCAAUUCAGCCAUUGAUAGCAACUAAACAUGAAAAUGUGAAAGAAGGAUGCAUCAACAAAUGCUGGACAAGAGAAAAUUUAUGUUUUAUUGGCAGUCAAUGUGUUAACCAUUAUAACAGUUUAACAUGUGAUUGCUUUGGAACCAGAUACGAAGGAGAACGAUGUGAUGUUUACACUGCUACGAUUUUAACAUUAAGAGGUUCUUCAUAUGUAUCUUUUCGAGUUUAUGACUGGAAAGACAGAGUUCAUUCAUCAAUGAACCGAAUAAGCUUAAUGUUCAAGACUCGUUGGGAUGAUUCCGUACUAUUCUAUGCAUCUGGAGAAAUAGAUGGUACUCCUCAUUAUGUAGCUGCAUCAAUAAUCAAUAGAAAAAUCCAUAUAGAAAUAGAUUUUGGUCAUAACACAAAAAUGAAUACAACUCUUGGAGAAGAUGUGUCUUCAAAUCUUUGGAGUAAUUUAACAAUAUUUCAUAACGGUUCACAAAUCUUUGUGAGUCUUGAUUUUGAGCAUAAAGUACUCGAAAUACCUGGUAACAAUCAUUACAUGAUCAUUGAUCCGGAAAUUUAUAUUGGAGGAGGUCCAGAAUUGCACAAAAAGAAAGGGUUAAAGUCCUACAAUAAUUUCGCAGGAGUGUUGAAGUAUGUUUUCUUCAACGAUAAAUCCAUAAUAUACGAAUUGAAGAAAUCAAAUCCAAUGGUUCAUUACAUUGGAGUCCUUGAACCGGAAUAUUAUGAAGUUGAUGUUGAUGUGAUACCAAUCACAUAUCCUUUUUCCGGAAGUCAUAUUUGGUGGCCAAUAGCUAAAACUAAUUCUCUAUUACUUCAUUUCGAUUUUCAAAGCUCUAAACCUGUCGCUGUUGUUGCUUCUGGCGAUGUAAAAAGUGAUCAAGGUCUUGGAUACUGGGAGUUGAGGCUUGUUAAUGAUGAAAUGCGGUUCCAAUUAAUACCAGUUCUAACAGAUAACAUUACUGUAUCAGCAUCAGUUAAAUUCCCACCGAACAAUCGAACAUCCUGGCAUGCAGUUGAAUUAAAUUAUACCAAAGGAGAACUUAAUAUUAUUGUGGAUUAUAGACAUAAACAGGGAAAGCUUUUUGCGAUGACAUUUGAACUUGGUGACAAAGUUAUUAUUGGAAGUGGAAAAAGUGAUGCAGGUUUAGUUGGCUGCAUGAGAGAUAUAAAAGUUAACGAUGAAAUAAUAGAACCUAGAUACGUAAUAAAUACUGAACGAGUCGUGGGCGAGGUUGCUUUAGACAACUGUCAAUUCGUUGAUCCUUGUACAAGGCCGAAUACAUGUGAACAUGGUGGGAAAUGUUCCGUAAAGGAAAAUAAAAUUACUUGUGAUUGCACUGAUACUGGUUACAUUGGAAAAAAUUGUCAUUUUGCACAAUAUCGAAAGACUUGUGAAGAAUUAGCUCUUUUAGGAUAUACCCAAGAUGAUGUCUAUAAAAUUGAUAUUGAUGGAAAUGGUAAAUUUCCACCAGCUUUAGUGAAAUGUGAAUUUCAAUCAAUUGAAGAUGCAACAAAAACAAUUGUCGAGCACAAUUUACCAUCUCAAGUAGAUGUUCGGUCUAUCGCUGAAGAUGACUUCUCAUUUAAUAUUACUUAUCGUCAAUUCACUGCUGAAAUGCUGCAAGAACUAAUUUCUCAUUCAUUGUACUGCAGUCAAUAUGUCAAGUAUGAUUGCUAUAAAGCACCAUUGGAUCUUCACAGUGCUACUUGGUUUCUCGGUUCAAAGGAAACCAUCGUUGAUUAUAUUGGAAAUGUUAACCGAGGAUCUUGUCCUUGUGGAAUGAACAGAACCUGCGUCAAUCCAGACUUAAGUUGUAAUUGUGAUGUUUCUGCGGGAAAAUGGCUUUCAGAUGAAGGUUAUUAUGAAACUCCAGAAUCCUUAGGCAUCACUGGAAUGGUUUUUCUUCAGCAAAAGGAACUUGAAGAAGAUGCUCAAGGAAGGAUUACUCUUGGACCAUUAGAAUGCGUUGAAACAAAUACACAAAAGUAUGUCGUCACUUUCACAACAUCACAAUCUUACAUUGAAGUGCCAGGAUGGAGAAAAGGUGACAUUGCUUUUAGCUUUCGAACGACUGGAGAAAAAGCAAUUCUUUUAUAUCAACCACCUAUCAGAAGCAAUUAUCCAUCAUUCAUGGUAGUUUUAACGUCAGAUUAUCGACUUACUUUUAAUUUUACUCUUAAUACUGGCACAAAUAGAGAAAUGGAAGUAAAAAGUCGACGAAAAUUAAAUAAUGGGGAAUGGCAAAAAAUUUGGAUUGAUUACAAUGAUUAUCAUGUUCGGUUUAUGAUUAAUACUGAUUUCCAAAUGGUUGAAUUACUUCCUGAAGAAGAAUUUGGUCCUUUUGAGGGAUCUAUGUUUAUUGGAGGUGCAACUGCAGAAUAUUUGAAGACUUCAGAAGUACAACAAGGAUUAAUUGGCUGCUUCCGAGGCCUUGUAGUUAAUGGAGAGAUCUUAGAUAUUCACAGCUACAUGUCAGUUCAUUUGUCUGAAAUUAUAAAAGAUUGCAAGCCUUCCUGUCAGCCAAAUAAAUGUCAAAAUGGUGCGAGAUGUGUUGAAUUAUGGAGUAAUUUCGAGUGUGUUUGCGAAAAUAAAUGGGCUCAUCAAGGAACUUUUUGUGAAACAAACAUUAACAAUAAAGCGUUGACGUUUACAUCACCUGGGGCAUUCCUGAAGAAAAACUACUUCGGCACGAGUGAGGACGAAGAGAAAUUGUUGCUGAAAAGUAUGCUGCUGGAGAACAUUCUGAUAAAUCUGAGGACUUACGACACCCACUCGCUCAUCCUUUACGCCAACGAUCAUCUCAACAACUUUGCUCAUCUCUAUAUUUCCAAUGGGUCCAGCAUUGUCUAUCUCUUUAACGCCGGGAACGAGAUCAAGAAUAUCACCGUCCAGUAUCCAGGUGUAAAUACAGGGAUUUCGGUUCAGAUUGCGAUCGUCAGGGGUGAGACAUCAACUACCCUUCAUGUCAAUGAUCACAAUAUCACUUUGGAUGCAGUACCGUUACUGUUGGAUUCGUAUUCCAAUAAACCUUGGAUCAAUCCAGAAAAAGAAGUAUUGGCUCCUCAAAGGCCUCCUGCACCUCCAACUGAUUACUUUCAGGUAAACUUGGGUGGCUUUGAUCCUGAUAAUCUUCUCCGAGUUGGAGUGGAAGGACAACUUAUUCAAGGAUACGUUGGUUGUCUUCGAGGAUUAAUGAUUGGAGAAUACUUGGUUGACCUACCAAAUUUAGCUAGUGAAGCUAAUCACGAAGGAAGUAAAGGAGUUUUACCUAAUUGUCAAAUGAAAUGCGAUACUACACCAUGCAAAAAUCUUGGAAUUUGUACAGAAGACUUUGGAAGGCAAGAAUCUUCAUGUAAUUGUGAAUUAACUUCAUAUUUUGGAGAACAUUGUGCUGACGAAAAAGGUGCAGAUUUCAGCGGUGAAAGUGUGCUUCAACGAGCAUUUGAGUUUGAAGGAGAAGUGAAACAGGUCAAAGUUCAAUUAGCAUUUUCUACAAACGAUCUACGUCAAAGAACAUCAGCUUUAUUAUUAUUACAAGCUGCAAAUAAAAGUUAUUAUCUUUUGGUGGCAUUAACCUCUGAAGGUCAACUGAUUUUUGAAGAAGAUAGAGAUGGUUCAGCUUACGGAGUUCGAUUAAAUGAUAGAAAUUUUUUAAAUGGCGCCAGACAUAGUGUAUAUUACGUUCGAGAAAAUAAAACUGCUACUUUAUUGAUUGAUCGAGAACCAGUACAAUUAUUACCGAUUCCUGUCUUGAGUAUUGGUGAAGACGAUGAUAAUAAUCCAGAAGAAGAAGAAAGUCCUGGAGCGACAGAAAUUCAACUGGGAGGACUUAAUACAACGGAUCAUCGGUUCAGUGCUUAUAAAGGAUACACUGGCUGUCUCAGCAACAUUGUGGUAUCUAUUAAUGGUGGUGCUACAAUGAAACCUCUCGAAGAAUACAUGGUAUUUACAAAAAAAGGAAGUGAAACUGUAAGAGCAAGUAUUCCUGCUGGAGUAAGAAGUGCGCAAUGUGCAGCAUUUCAUUUACAACCUCGAGGAUUGGAUCCUCCUAGAAAUGAUAGUAUGGGCCGUGACAGAGCUUGGGUAGAAGAUCCUCCAGCAAGAGUUCCGUAUAAAUCACUUUAUAAUGAUGAAACGAAAGAAGAGCAAGGUGCAACAACGUAUAUAUUUAUAGCCUUAUGCUGUAUAUUUGUGUCAGCAGUAAUUGGAUGUGCUUAUGAAGUUAUACGAAGUGCAAGACGAGAUCGUAAACGUAGAAGAGCAAGAGCUGCUGCUGCAGUUUCAGGAAGUGGAUCGCCUGGAGGAUCACAAAGAUGGCAACCGGCUUAUUCAGAUUCAGUUGUCGGACCUUCUGGGGCUAAAACAGUAGGAUUUAAAACAGUUAUUGAAGAUGAAAAGAAACCUAAUGGAACGCAUGCAAAGGGAGUUACUAAAGAAUAUAAACCUCUUCCUAACUCGGAGUUAAAGAAAGAUUUAGUUAAUGAUAAAAAAGUUAAUAUCAAAGAAGAAGAAGCAGAAAAGAAGGAUCUUCUUGGGGUAAAUACAACUGUAUCGAAACCUGCGAAACCGAAUCCUUUUUCAAUGGAAGACUUAACAGAGGAGCCAGAGCUUGAAGAGCGCGAACAGGAAGAAGAUGAAGAAUUAGAAGAGGAGGAAGAAGAAGUUGCAGAAGAAAGAAAAAACAUGAUGAACAGUCCAGAAGCUGAAACACUUGUAAAACCAACUCCGGUAAGAAAUCAAGUAUUAAAACGUGAUUUUAGAGGAUUUGGACCUUCUGGAAAACGUUUAUUGGAGACAAAUUUUUCGAUUACUGGACUGAAUGAAAUCAGAACCAAUGAAUUCAUUAUUGACAAUCCUUUCAAGCCAAAAAGUGGUAUUGAAGCUCAGAGGCCUUUAAGUUUAGAAAUCAAGGAACCUGUAAUCGACCACAAAAUACGUCCUGAGAGUUUUUAUAUGGAGAGAAUCACUGCUAAAAUAUUUGAUGCACCAAAGAUGGAAACAUAACAGAAAAAAUAUAAAAUAGAAACUCUACAAUACGUCAAAUAUUGUACUUAUAGAUAAGAUUAAUAUUUUUAGCAUUAAAAAAUGGAAAUUUUGAUUAUUAUUAUUAUUGAUACGUACUGAUUUAACGUCAAUAUUUAUUAUAAAAUAUUUAAUCAAUUUAUUUUAUACAUAUUUAGAUAUGGAAUUUAUAGAAGGAGCGAAAAUAAGGCUGGUACAGAAUCAAAAAUACAAUAUGAAAAGUUUUCUUUUCAAUUUUAUUCUUUUUUUAAACAUAAUUUGAAUUUGUUUAUAUUUGAUUUAUAUUCUAAAUUUAUUAUUCAUCAAAAUCACAAGAAUUGAAAAUGUUCAUGUCAAUUUAUUAUUAUCGCUUAUCAAAUUAGCACUAGUGUAUUUAAAAAUUUAUCUGCAUAAUUAUUUAAUUAAUAAUUUGGUUAUCAAUUAAUUUAUGCUUAUUGGUUUCCAUUCAGUUACAAUUGUUUUUGUGUGAGCUUAACAUUGGUGGUAAAAAAUCAUUUUUUAUCAUAACAAAUUUUAAACAAAAAUUUAUUUUCAUCAACAAGAACGUAAUAUUAAGUAAGAAAAUAAAAAGGAAUUUAAUUAUCUGUUAUCGCGAUAUCGAC